CUCCGCCUUGGUUCCUUAUGAAAGAUCUUUGGUAUUGUUUACAUACGUAAAGUAAAUAAACUAUUGAACCGGCGAUGUAUAUUUUAUUGUCAACGACAUGCAUCUGCUUUAUAAACGCGUUUCUUCCAGUUAUUGUCAGAAGUAUAAUAGCACAAGGGAUUCUGAGGUACCAGGUAUCGACCCAUGCUGGAAUACACACAUUCAUGUGUGAUGUAGCCUCCACAGCUGGCAAUCUGCUGUCCUGUAUUUGUGUUGCAUCAGCACAUGAACGGGAACUCAAAACUGAAGAAGCACAUGUAAAAGCAGAGUUAGCAACAAUCUCAAUGAUCGAUGAAUUUGCAAAAUAUGCUCGAAUGCAACGUAAACUUAACAAAAUUCAGAAUGAGUUGAAAACUGUAGCGGCUUCACGACUGGAAUCACAAGCAAAAACCAAAAUUGCUGUUACAUAUGCUGCACAAUUUGUGUUGGGCAUCAUUACCUGCUGCUUUGUCUGGAUGUAUAAGCAUGUACCUGUUGCAACUUUUCCACCAAAUUGGAUGAAACCUUUCGGUGCAUUUCUCUCAUGGCCAUCUGGCAUUGAUGGUGGUAUAAGUAUUGUUAUUUGGUUGUUUUGUGUUGGACACGUUGCAAGAAAAGCAGCUAAGCAGUUUUGUAUUUGAGUGUGCUAAAUAUUGUGUAUGUCAAGAUGCUUAAUUUUGUUACGAGCACAGUACUUGUAUUUCCAUCCCAAAGAAAUAUUUUAAAAAUAAAAGUUUUGUUGCUGAGAAA
Molecule: messenger RNA, 768 nt
Organism: Schistocerca nitens (vagrant locust)
Lineage: Eukaryota; Metazoa; Arthropoda; Insecta; Orthoptera; Acrididae
Product: guided entry of tail-anchored proteins factor 1-like
Exons: 5
Coding region: 75-659 (194 amino acids)
Biological process (GO): tail-anchored membrane protein insertion into ER membrane
Source: RefSeq, a predicted model, not a curated record